GGGAUCGUCGUCUGACGCCUGGGCUACAACCCGGUUAGUUAGGGUUACACUACAAUGGAUGGAUGUUCGUAUAACUUAAUUUCAGUGGCUUAAGGGGCGGUGGUGAGAGUCGUACAAAUCGUACAGACAAGCGACACAGCCCCCUCCUUCAAGUAUACACACACUUAAUGGAUAACCUGACCCCCCCCCCCGCCCCCCCUCUUCAACUUCUCAUCUACCUUACUUGUACACUCCUGCAGAUUCUAAACCCAAUCUAUCAAUCCAUGGAUACCCAAAACAAAGACAACAACGCGCCAUCGGCUCCCCCCGCCGUCGGCUGCACCCCUCUCGAGCGUCGACUUACGUUCUGGUGCUGCUUCGUCUAUACCGUACUGGUCAACAUACUACUCCGAGUUUUCCUCUGGCCGCAGUUCUCGAGCAGCUCCCACUCGGCCAUGCAAUUUAUGAUCUAUACUGUACGGGCGGUUGUCGCGGUGUCAGCAGAUUCCUUCCACAAGUCUCUGACGCGCGAAACGGCGAUGCAUCCACAUGUCUUGCUACAAGCCACUUUUAAUCUUCUGCCUGGUUUCCUUGUCGAUUAUGUGCUUGGAAGCUGCUACUGGGGUUGUAGGGGCUUUGUGUCUCAGGGGUGCUGUAAGUAUCGGUAAUGUCAGAGUGAAGGAGCACGAGCGGGCGUGCGGUCUGACACCUGAUCAGUCGAUGGAUUUAGAUGAAAGAGGGACGGGAAGAGAGAGAGGUACUGAAGGGGGAAAGGUGGAGAGUACGAGGUGGAAAGAAUACGACGUCGUUGACCAUGAAGAGGCCCGCCAUAUGCGCCCGCCUUUGACGUUGGCCGUGGUUGUGGCUCCGAGCGCUUCGCAUGCACAAUACAUCCGAUCAGUUUGUUCUAGAGAGAGAAUAGGUAGACCUCUGUUAAAUGUGCUGUCAAGUUUA
Chaetomium fimeti is the source of this 933-nucleotide messenger RNA. RefSeq lists its product as uncharacterized. The record is from RefSeq and is a predicted model, not a curated record. Bases 264 to 647 code for a protein of 127 amino acids. The transcript is spliced from 2 exons. NCBI's taxonomy places the organism in Eukaryota, Fungi, Ascomycota, Sordariomycetes, Sordariales, Chaetomiaceae.